AUGAUAAAAAGAUGGCUAUCUGUGACCAAGAAGAAGUCUGAUCCAGAAAAGGGUACACAUAGUAAUGAUGAAAUCAGCCGAAAAGCAAUUAAUAUGAAGAAGGCUGGAGCUUUUCGAGAUCCGACUAUAGGGAAACCAACGAGCACUAAGAGUAGCUCCUCAAGUGCACCUUCUAACCCAGCAAGCCAUGAAAAGAAGAACAGAUCCAGCAGUCAAGCGGAUAACAUCAUUGAUGAAAAACAUCAUCACCAUCAUCACCACCACCAUGAUAUGACGAACAAUUUAAAUGAAGUAGAGAGUUAUUUUCCUAGCACAUAUGAGGAUGGUGCAUUAGAAGCAGAGUCCCAAAUUCUUUUCACUAGCAUGACAGAUCUAAUGCCUUAUGGGGACGGUUCAAACAAGGUGUUUGGCUACGAAAAUUUUGGGAAUACCUGCUAUUGUAAUUCCGUUUUGCAAUGUCUUUACAAUAUACCCGAGUUCAGGUGCAAUGUCCUGCGAUAUCCUGAAAGAAUACCUGUAACAAACAGAAUUCGAAAAAGCGACUUAACUGGCUCAAAGGUGAGAGUAUUUACUAAUGAAAGUUUUGAGACGUCUGCCAACGGAGGAAAUUCGAAUUCAGGGAGCCAAAUCUGUGAUAAUGAAGACGUACACAACCACAACCACCAUCAUAAUCAGCACAGUGAUCUGGAUAACUCUUCUUCAUCUACUCAAGAAAAACAGAACAACAAUGAAAGAAAAAGGAAUUCCUUUAUGGGCUUUGGAAAAAGCAAAUCGAGUAGCAAAGACUCCGCAAAGAAAGAUGAUAGCAGUGAGGUUGAACGGCCUCGGCCUGUGCAUACAGUGGUUAUGGCAUCAGACCAGCUAACGGAAAAGCUUCACGAAGGGUGCAGGAGAAUAAUUGUUGGAAGAUCUCUUCCAAUUCAGGGUGGCUCCUCCUUGAUAACUGCACAUGCAGACCACCAAGUCAAUUCACAACCUCAAUCGAAAGUGUCUGCCGGUAGUAACGAACCAAUGGAUGACGAUAACCACUUCAACUCGGAGGGUAUCUGUCAUACCGUGAACGUGCCCAACCUUAACAAAGAAACCACUUUUCCGACAAGCGAGCAAAGAAAAAAGGCAGCAUUAAUUAGGGGCCCUGUUCUCAAUAUCGAUCACUUGCUCUAUCCUUCUGAGAAGGCAACGCUUUACAAUGGUCUAAAGGAUAUAUUUGAGUCUAUAACUGAAAAUUUGGCACUGACAGGGAUCGUUUCACCUACUGAAUUUGUUAAGAUCCUAAAAAAAGAAAAUAUUUUGUUCAACACUAUGAUGCAACAAGAUGCUCAUGAAUUUUUAAACUUUUUACUAAAUGACUCCAGUGAAUACAUUGAAUGCCAUACCUCCAGUGUAAAUAGUAUGCCUCAAGAGAACAUGAAUGACACCAGCGAUAAUUUCAUAACCGAUCUGUUCAAGGGUACGCUGACAAACAGAAUUAAGUGCUUAACUUGCGACAAUAUCACCUCAAGAGAUGAACCGUUCUUAGAUUUCCCUAUAGAGGUACAGGGCGAUGAUGAGACUGAUAUUCAAAAAGUUUUGAAAAGCUAUCAUCAACGCGAAAUGUUGAAUGGCGUUAACAAAUUUUACUGCAACAAAUGCUACGGUUUACAAGAGGCAGAACGCAUAGUUGGUUUGAAGCAGGUGCCUUAUAUUCUGUCGCUACACUUAAAAAGAUUCAAGUACUCAGAAGAACAGAAAUCAAAUAUCAAACUGUUCAAUAAGAUACGCUAUCCAUUGUACCUAGACGUUUCUUCUACAUUUGAUACGUCAGUAUCCAAAAGAUACGAAUUGAGUGGCGUCGUAAUACAUAUGGGAAGUGGUCCCCAGCAUGGCCAUUAUGUAUGCAUUUGCAAGAAUGAAAAAUUUGGGUGGCUGUUAUAUGACGACGAAACCGUAGAGUCUGUUAGCGAAGAAACGGUAUUGCAGUUUACAGGCCAUUCGGGUGAUCAAACAACAGCUUACGUUCUGUUUUAUAAAGAAAUUGAUGCAAAUUACGCCAACAACCAAAUGGGAGACACUGUGACUUCAGAUCAAAACCGAAACCAAAUUGAGAACAAUAUUGAACAAUUGAUGAAGUGUGAUGACUGGUUAAGAAAUCGCGCAUUGAAAGCGAUGGCCAAUGUGGAACGUAAAAAAAUUCUAAAAGAUAUACCAGAAGUUAAGGCACCUGUAAGAACUGUUGAUAGAAAACGCAAUAAACAAAAGAGAAGAUCCAGAAUACUGAGUUUUAUCAAAUAA
This is a messenger RNA of Saccharomyces eubayanus, 2271 nucleotides long. It is a transcript of the gene UBP9, whose product is annotated as putative ubiquitin-specific protease UBP9. The record is from RefSeq and is a predicted model, not a curated record. Gene Ontology annotation, biological process: protein deubiquitination. Gene Ontology annotation, cellular component: cytosol; nucleus. The coding region runs from base 1 to 2271 and encodes 756 amino acids. The transcript has a single exon. Gene Ontology annotation, molecular function: cysteine-type deubiquitinase activity; cysteine-type endopeptidase activity. Lineage: Eukaryota; Fungi; Ascomycota; Saccharomycetes; Saccharomycetales; Saccharomycetaceae.